CUAAAACCUGAAGGGAGGCUCUUUGUCUUCACAGCCACCAUGUCACCCAGGCAGGAAUCUGUUUAUCCUGAGUAUGAGACUGACACCAGCCAGACCUCGAAGCUGAUAAGGAAGUUUAAGGAGACGCCGUUCGUGCCCGUUGGGAUGGCUGGAUUUGCUGCCGUGGUUGGAUAUGGGCUGUACAGGCUGAAGCACAGAGGUGACAUGAAAAUGUCACUUCACCUGAUCCACAUGCGAGUGGCAGCCCAGGGCUUCGUGGUGGGAGCCAUAACGUGUGGUGUGCUGUAUUCCAUGUUCCAGGAAUAUGUGGUGAAGCCCAAGGAAUAAUGGAGAGUUUGUCUGAAGGCUCUGUCUUGGUGGUGGCCUGUGCACUGCAGCUCCAAACCUCAUACCAAGGGUUUCUUGAGCAAAAAGAAAAUUAUACAUGGCAUUAGAGAAUUGUUCUACUUGUGUAUGGUACAUUGUGCUGAAGCUGGAGGCUUAAAUGAUUGUGCACUGAGGGAGUGGGUAUUGGGGUCUGGUUCUCUCUGAUUGACACCACCACAUCCCAGUUUUUAGGGGAUAUAGUGGAGUACAAUCCCUUUAUCUUACCCUUCAACUCAAUCCUAAAAUUGGUGACUUCUUUGGCUGUUGUUGCCCAAAACCACAAAGUCUGAAUUGGCUUCUGUCAGAGAGUGUCAGGAGUGCCCUGCUGUCAUUUUUUAUCCUCUGCCUCCAACUUUGUAAUUUAGAAGCUUCCAGUAGCACUAAAUGACUUCUAAAAUAUUGAGAGAGAUAUAUAAACAUCUAUUUUUUUUAUUUAAGGCAUAAGUACUUGGUAUGUUCCAGCUAUUUAAAUGUUAUAUUUAUUCAUUGUUAACGAAGACACGGGCUCCCUAUUUUUGCUAUAUCUGACCCUGGGAUUACUGUAUUUUGUAACUUUAUUUACAGUGUUCUUCUGAAUAACAUCUAAAUGUAACAUUUAAAAUACAUAUUGUGAAAACUAAGCCUUGAUUUGGUGUCCUAAUGCUUUUAAAGUGUUCGACCCAGCUCUGGUUUCUGCAGUGUUGUUGCCCAUAGAAAAUUUAAAACAUUUAAAUCUCAGAAGCCCUCCUCAUCACCUUUGAGGUGUUAAAACCCUUCCCUGCAAGUUAUUUUACACUCAAACCCCUUGUACCUCCAACAGCAGUCACAAAAAUAAAAGGCAAUUUGUAAAAACACCCUUUUUCUCCUGUUAGCUUACAUUCCAUGGUGGCAGUAUCAGAUGUUACAGCUGUCUCUGUAAGAAAUAGCACAAGGUACGAACUGCACCUGUCCGUGAUAUGUUGUACAAAGCAGUGGGAGGCUAAAUACGAAUAAAAGUGAGCCCUGGCGAUAA
Neopelma chrysocephalum (saffron-crested tyrant-manakin) is the source of this 1357-nucleotide messenger RNA. It is a transcript of the gene HIGD1A, whose product is annotated as HIG1 hypoxia inducible domain family member 1A. Gene Ontology annotation, biological process: mitochondrial respirasome assembly; negative regulation of apoptotic process. Lineage: Eukaryota; Metazoa; Chordata; Aves; Passeriformes; Pipridae. The coding region runs from base 40 to 327 and encodes 95 amino acids. The transcript has 3 exons. Gene Ontology annotation, cellular component: mitochondrion. The record is from RefSeq and is a predicted model, not a curated record.